Molecule: messenger RNA, 3149 nt
Organism: Gadus chalcogrammus (walleye pollock)
Lineage: Eukaryota; Metazoa; Chordata; Actinopteri; Gadiformes; Gadidae
Exons: 5
Coding region: 940-2193 (417 amino acids)
Biological process (GO): protein transport
Cellular component (GO): cytoplasm; plasma membrane
Source: RefSeq, a predicted model, not a curated record
GAAACGACGGUCUAUGUCUUUGCAAACAUCAAAGCAUCCGAUACAUGUUCCCACCAUCCACUCGAAAUAAUGAAUGGUGGUGAGAAAGUUGCAAGAGGUUCAUGUCAACAAACAACAAUGAAUUUGCCCAUAUGGACUUUAAAUCAUUCCAAAUAUCUCAUGGAAUACAAAUGUCUUCUGUGAGCAGCAUUACCAGAUGGGACAUGUGAAACCAUGCUGAUGACCGCUUCCUAUUCGCAGCCAGUGUUUUGAGUUUUUUCGAGUGUUUUCUUAAUGACAUAGGCCUACUUGUUACCUCUGGUACUGUGCCAUUUUUAUUGAUAAAAAAAAGUGAAUAGUUGGGAAUAGCCCCCUCAACCUUCGGUCUCGGAGGCUAUUCCCCACUAUUCACAGAGCCUGAGGUGAAUAAUUGUUCACAUCAUUUUGCCUUCGGCAAAUAAUUGUUAAAUAUCUAUGCAUUUAUAUAUUUAUCUGUAUAAUCUGCUGAACAUUCUCUUACUAGUCUCUACUCUAAAGGGUCUCAAUGCGGCUGUGGUCUGUCGUCUCCCCAGCGUGACGUCGUGCAAUGCAUUGUGGGGGACAUGAGAAUCAACCGCAAACCGCUAAAAUAGUACCUGCUUUUCAUCUUACAUUCCGUUUUGUGAUACCCAACAACAUCUAAUACAAUUGAUAACAGUUUAAAUUUGUAUUACCAACAAGCAACUGCAACACGGACUUCAACCUUUCACCAUGUGGGCUUAAGAAUGAGCUUAUACGUUGCUCGACUUUCUAUAGCACUCAAGUGCAGUUAUUUUAAAAAAUCAAGUAUGAUCGCAUUCCUUUUUCAUACUCUUAUCAUGCUAACUAUAUAUUUAACACAAUGACAUUUCUCAUGCAGACACUGAAAUCUCCAAGGGAAAUCACUCGUAUAAAUUCAGCUUCAAAAUUCCAUCCGGGAGUAUGCCCUCAUCCUUCUGCGGGUUGUUUGGUAAGAUCGUCUACAAGUUGGAAGCCAAGCUUUCAAAGAGCUGGAGGUUGGACAGCAAUGUAAAACAGGAGAUCAACUUUGCAUCGAAGGCCAUUUCGAACUUCAGCCACCUGAUGACCCGCCAGGUUGGCCAAGUGGAUAAAGACAUAGGAAUCUUCUCCAAAAGAUCCGUACACAUGGAGGUGUUUGUGGAGAGCGGAGUCUACGCCCCGGGUCAAACUGUGGCAGUUACUGUUAAAGUCAAAAACACAUCCUCAAAAGACGUGACCCCCAAGUUCUCUUUGAAUCAGUAUGUUACGUACCGUGCGCACGGCUUUACAAAGUUCAGUUGUGGUGAAAUCUGUAAGUUAGUUGGGGAGGUUAUUGAGAAGGAAAGUGAAAAAACAGUCACUUGUGCAUUGAAGAUCCCUCCGGACACGAUCCUAUCCAUCCAGAAUUGUGAAAUCCUUUCAGUUGAAUAUAAUUUUAAGGUGUACUUGGACAUCAGCUUUGCCACAGACCCAGAGAUCAAUUUUCCACUGGUCAUUGCCCCUUCCGGCUCCAUGUUAAGCCCAGGGCCCGGGGGAAUGAACCAGCCGUACCCCCCUGUAGCAUACGGGGGCCCAAGCAACAGCGACAAUCUUCCCCCCGCUGCCGGCUCUCAGCCAGCUCCGCAUCAGCAGGCCUAUGGUCCCUCAGCAGGGACCAUAGGCCUGCUGAGCGACCAUAGGCUGAGGGACCAUAAGCCCCUCAGCCUAUGGUCCCUCUUGGGGGGCUUCGGCCGCUCAGCAGCCUUCGGGCCCCAAGCAGCCUUCGGGUCCCAAGCAGCCUUCGGGCCCCAAGCAGCCUUCUGGCCCCAAGCAGCCUCCAUGCCCCCAGCAGCCUCCGGGCCCCCAGCAGCCUGGGGCCCGGGCCCCGCUGCGCCUGGUGCCGUGGGAGCAGCUUACUACCAGCACGUGCCACAGAACAAGUCUCCGUAUGGACCCCCGGCCCAGCCCUCAGCGCACCCCCCAGUUCUCCAGGGCCCUCCUCCACCGGCGGCUCCGGGGGCUCUGCCCUCUGCACCGACGUUCGACCCCGGCCAGUACGCCCCGCCGUCGUUGGCCUCCUGCUACAACGGCCCCACGUAUAGCAUGCCACCGCAAAUGCCGGGGAUGGGCACCGAUUUUCUAUCCCGACAAAAUGAAGAACCUCCUUCAUAUCUGUCUAUGUUCCCCCCGGUAACCAACGAUAAACCGCCAAAAUAAUUGAACAGAAAGCGCUGAUGAUUCAAUAUCCCUACAAUGGACCAUUUUAUAUUGAAGACUAUUCAGCCAUGCAUGUAUGGCAGAAAUGUGUGACACAUUUGAAAAUAUAAGAAUUGUAAUUAUUAUACACUAUACGUAUAAAUAAAGUAUGAUCAGUAUCAUGCCUACAUGCUACAUGAAAGGGUGGAAAAACUGUUGGACGUACUAAAAUACAUUUUUCGUUUUAAAUAAUCCUGUAUCGUCUACAUUUCCUGUUCUCUUUUCUUUUACUUUCCAGGAAACAAGGUCCUACUGAACUUGGGGCAUUAUGAUAUGGUUGAUCACCCACUCUUUGCUUAUUCAAAAAUCAAAUCCCUUAUAUGAUCCCUUCACUUGCCAUUUAACAUUUCUUUACAUCUGAAACUGUGUCUUUAUGAAAACAUAUUUUCAACCUCACUUUGCACUAACCACAUUUUCUGUUUAGUUAAAGUGUUAAAGGCGGGUUAUCUACCACCAGGACAGGCAAUGGCCAGGAAGUUUUGGGGGUCUCUGUGAGUGGCUAAACUGUGUGUGUGUGUGUGUGUGUGUGUGUGUGUGUGUGUGUGUGUGUGUGUGUGUGUGUGUGUGUGUGUGUGUGUGUGUGUGUGUGUGUGUGUGUGUGUGUGUGUGUGUGUGUGUGUGUGUGUGUGUGUGUGGUUAAGCUGGUUGUGAACUUGGUGGAAUCGCUAGUGCAUCCGGUCCAAGACCGGAAGUUGUGGGGGCUCUGUGAUUGGUUAAACAGUGCGUGGGUGUGUGUUCUUUGUCAAACCAAUUUGUAUUAGUUUCCUUACUUGUUUGAGAGAAAUAAAAAAUUCUAUGUCUUUCAUGAGCCAGACUCUUUGAACACACUUAUUUAGUUAAAGUGUUACAGGUAGUUUAUCUACCACCAGGACAGGCAAUUGUCAACAGGAUGUCUGACAGGCCAGAGGUGGUCUGUG